This is a messenger RNA of Leptonychotes weddellii (Weddell seal), 2551 nucleotides long. The record is from RefSeq and is a predicted model, not a curated record. NCBI's taxonomy places the organism in Eukaryota, Metazoa, Chordata, Mammalia, Carnivora, Phocidae.
CCCCGCCCCGCCAGCGCGGCCCGGGCCUUCGGCUGUCCGGCUCCCGCUCUCCUUUCUGCCGGUAUCGCCGUCCUGCUUCUCGGAGGCGUCAUGAGGUCCCCGAUUGGGGGCCUGGCCUCGAGCGAUGGCGAGGAGGGCUCAGAUAGGACGCCCCUCCUGCAGAGCACCCCGCGGGUUGAAGCCGCUCCAGCGUGCUGCUCUGCUCGCUACAACUUAGCAGUUUUGGCUUUUUUUGGUUUCUUCGUUCUCUAUGCAUUACGUGUGAAUCUGAGUGUUGCGUUAGUGGAUAUGGUAGAUUCAAAUACAACUUCAGCAGAUAACAGAACUUCUAAGGAGUGUGCAGAGCAUUCUGCUCCCAUAAAAGUUCUUCACAAUCAAACGGGUAAAAGGUACCAGUGGGAUGCAGAAACUCAAGGAUGGAUUCUCGGUUCCUUUUUUUAUGGCUACAUCAUCACCCAGAUUCCUGGAGGAUAUAUUGCGAGCAAAGUUGGGGGGAAACUGCUGCUAGGAUUUGGGAUCCUUGGCACUGCUAUCUUCACCCUGUUCACUCCCAUUGCUGCAGAUUUUGGAGUUGGAGCCCUCAUUGUACUCAGGGCACUAGAAGGACUGGGAGAGCAUGUAAGAUUACCUUGAGCAGACUGGACUGUGUAAAUACCAACAAUAUAUUGCUAUGAAUUUCCUUUUUGAGGAAAUUUGGGAUGUGUGGAUGUGUAUGUUGUUUUGAUUCUUCUUCCCCACCCCAUAAUUAAUUCUGUAUCUUCUUAUUCCUUCCAGAAUGGGCUUCUAUCCGCACUGCCUUAUUUUGGCUGUUGGUUAUGUAUGAUCCUGUCUGGUCAAGCUGCUGACAAUUUAAGGGCAAAAUGGAAUUAUUCAACAAUAUGCGUCCGAAGAGUUUUUAGCCUGAUAGGAAUGAUUGGACCUGCGGUAUUCUUGGUAGCCGCUGGAUUUAUAGGUUGUGAUUAUUCAUUGGCUGUUGCAUUCUUAACCAUAUCAACAACACUGGGAGGCUUUUGCUCUUCUGGAUUUAGCAUCAACCAUCUGGAUAUUGCUCCUUCGUAUGCUGGUAUCCUCCUGGGCAUCACAAAUACAUUUGCCACUAUUCCAGGAAUGGUUGGGCCUGUCAUUGCUAAAAGUCUGACCCCUGAUAACACUAUUAGAGAAUGGCAAACAGUUUUCUGUAUCGCUGCUGCUAUAAAUGUGUUCGGUGCCAUUUUCUUCUCGCUAUUCGCCAAAGGUGAAGUGCAAAACUGGGCUCUCGAUGAUCGACAUGGACACAGAAACUGAAGGAACCAAUAAAUAAUCCUGUCUCUAUUAACGUAUUUUUGUUUAUCACGUAACCUAAAAGUGCCUUUGAUAUUUUAAAUGUGUAUGCAUUCUACAUAUAAGAAAAAAAUUGGAUGAAAUUUUUAAGGCUUGUAAUCAUGAAAUGUCACAAGUUGCCAGAUUAGUAAAAUUAGCUAUUUUUAAUCAUUAAUAACAUGUAUCCUGAAACGUAGACUUGAGGGUCACAUAUCCGGCUGUAAAUCAGGCAAUAUAAAGUAGGGGAGUUCUAUUUAUUUUUAAGGGGCAUCCUUGAAGGAAUGAGCGGAAGUGGACCCUUCUAUCCCUUUGCUUAAUUACACUAGAUAAUAAUUCUCAGGUCUUGGUCAACACCUGUUUUUGACCACUUUGCUCAUACAAAUUAUGUCAGCCACAAUCCCUGACACUUAGGUCUCAAAUCUCCAUGGAGCUGCCAGCCAGGGUAUAAUUUGGCCUGGCAACCACAUGGAGGGAAGCAUGCCCAGGAGGCUGCCAAGCAUUCCCUCACUGGCUUCAGGGAUGGUGCCCACCAUUUAUCAGAGGCAGCAUCCAAGACCAGGGUCAGCGCCAAGUCUUCAGAUGGCGUUCUUCCCCUGGGCGCUGUUAAUGUGUCGAGAAAGCUGCAAGUAGGCCCGGGCAGCAAGAUCCACCACCGCAGUCUCGAUACAAAUCCUCACACUUUUCCCUUCCUGGCACACUGGAAUAUUGAUUGGCAUGUAACCUGCAAGAGAACGGUGUGAUGCCCAAUUAACUACAAAUAAAAUCAUCCUUGAUUAAAACUACUUUCACGUGGAUUAGAAUAUAAAUUUCCAAGUCCCUGUGUUCUCUGGGCUUCACCAGAAUAAGUAAAACAAUUUUAAAACUCUCACAUUUUUUUUCCUUUUGUCUACAUGUAAGCUUCUGGUUGCAGUUGAAAGUUGAAGUGACUUUUAUUUGGCCCCAUCAUCUACAACCAGUGGUGGAAUAAUCCUUACUUGUGGUUCCUAAAAUCAUGUUUUCCAGUUUUUCCCCAAACCAGCUUCCAGUGGCUUUUGAGCAUGCUUGGAGGGCAUUUAUGUGAUUUAGAACUUGAUUUAUGUUUUGUUAUGUUUGUUCAACACUACCUGUAACAUUUUGAGUAAAACUGAUUCAUGUAAUAUGGUGUGGAUACAUUUCUGUACAUUUCUUUUUUAAUCUGUAAAUAGCUUUAAGUUGCUAUGGUGGUGUUUCUUUUAUAAAUCAUCAAAAUAAACAUUUUUGGGUUGGUUUUGGA